Metarhizium robertsii ARSEF 23 is the source of this 1341-nucleotide messenger RNA. RefSeq lists its product as uncharacterized. The record is from RefSeq and is a predicted model, not a curated record. The transcript has a single exon. NCBI's taxonomy places the organism in Eukaryota, Fungi, Ascomycota, Sordariomycetes, Hypocreales, Clavicipitaceae. The coding region runs from base 1 to 1341 and encodes 446 amino acids.
AUGAGAAGCCUCAAGUCUCUUCGCGGCAACCCGUUCCGUCUCGGUUCCUUGCUGGCCCUCGCCUGCUUGACAUCUGCCCAUUCAUGGAUCGAGUACGCCUACGUACUUGCCCCCAAUGGUACAAUGGUCGGAAACAUUGGCUACCCACGAGGAUACCAGCCUCGUAUUACGUCUGGCUGGACCGACAAAAUCCCCCAGUGGAUACUCCCUGAAAAUGGAACGGCAUUUUACACCGGUAAAGAAAUCUUGAACAAGUACCCCUUUGAACAGAAUCCCAAGCAGCCUGUGCUUGAAGCCGCCCCCGGAGACCAUAUCGCCCUCCUGCACCUCGAAAACGGGCAUGUUACCUUGCCCCAGACUCAGGCCAACAAGCCUAAGAACCGAGGCACCAUCUACCUUUACGGCACCAGCGAGCCCAGUGAAAACGAGAAACUGUUUGACGUCCAUCUCCUCUGGAACAAGGAUGGCACUGGUGGUAAUCAGAAAGGAGUCCUUCUUGCAACUAGAAACUACGACGAUGGUCGGUGCUUCCAGCCUAACACUGCGGACAUUACGAACCAGCGCGUCGCCGAGUGGAAAGACAACGGGGCCCAGAACUCACAGGAGUUGUUGUGCCACUCUGAUUUGAAGCUUCCCGACAACUUGAAGCCCGGCAGCUUUUACACCAUCUACUGGUACUGGGACUGGCCGGCCCUGAACCCAGACAAGAUUAACAUGGACAAGACUGCGGAUGGACGUUUUCCAUGGGCCGGGUCGUUUAUGCGCGGCGACAAGGUUCCCAAUGGGUGGACCAUGGAUACCAUUCGCCGCAAUGAGAGCUACAGUAGUGUGAUUGAUAUCAAGAUUGUCGAGAAACCAAAGGGGUUUGCGGGCAAGGAUGCCGGAAAGGAGGAGUGGGUGUCUAAGCAGAAUGUUUACUCCAUGGGUGUCCAGGACCAGAUGGCCAACAACUUCCAGGUCAAUGUUGACGGUCUUGAGAAUAGCGGCACGGGCUCUGCACCCACUUCUGCGCCUGCUUCUGCUCCCGCCUCUGCUCCCGCCCCGACCGGUAGUUCACCUGCUGCGAGUUCCGACGCUGGCGGCGUUGCUACCGUCACGCAAUAUGUCACUGUGCCUCCUACCACGCUCAUCACCACCGUCUUCAAGACUGUCGGUGGUGGCUACAAAAAGGUCCGCCGAUCUGAGCCGGCCCCGGAGCAAUCGAUGCUCAGGCUUACGAAUCACGGAACCGAUGAAGCCCCUUUCACCACUGCCUCUCCGACAGGCACUCCAGACCAGUCUGCCGCUAAGCAAGUGUCCUCGGCAGCGCCGUAUGACCGGCGCCGAGCCAGAUGGUUCUAA